Molecule: messenger RNA, 2574 nt
Organism: Caenorhabditis bovis
Lineage: Eukaryota; Metazoa; Nematoda; Chromadorea; Rhabditida; Rhabditidae
Source: the annotation of a GenBank genome assembly
AUGAGUAAGCGGGUGAAAACUAGUGCCGAGCCAGUGGAAUACAAUCGCUCAAUAAUGGCAGCAUUUGAGCGACAGCUCAAAGGGAAAAUUUGCCAGAUUUGUAGUACUAAAAUCUCGUUAGCAGCCUAUCGAGAACAUUUUGAAUCAUGUAAGCUUAAAGAAAAUGAUGAUGACUGUGAGGUCUUAGCCGCAUAUUCAAAAGAAGAGGCUAUUUUAUUACGUGCGGGUCCUGAAAUUGUGUUAGACGACGCACAAGAAGAUCAAGCUCUACCGGAAAAUAAUAAAGAACAAAAUGAGAAUACAAAAACGGAAAAUGCAGUAGAAUCAUCGACAAUUUCUGAAUGUCCACCUACUCUUGAGACGACAUCUAGUGUUGAUCCUCCAAACACCAUUGAACCUAAUAUAUCAGAAAACUCUGAAGAUCCUCCAGUAAAAACGAAAAGAACUCGAAGAUCUCUUAACCACGACGUCGAAAAUACUGUCCGAAAAACUGUAAAAAUUGAAGAAUCUGUUCCACAAAGGAGACGUUCGAUCCGACUACAAGUUAAGCAAGAAAAAAUCUCCGCCGAUGAUCUUGUCAAAUAUAUUGAUAAUAAUAUCCCUUCGACAUCCACUAAUGAACCAAAAAGUCCGUAUUAUGUAGAAUUUUUGAUAAAAAUAAUUAAACGAGUAUUAUCUACACCACGAUUCGACGAAAAAUAUUAUGAUGAAAAGUUUUGGGGUGACAGCGAUUUUUUGAAAUUCAAGAAAUUCCUGAUGGAUUUUUCUUUAAGCGCGAAAUGUCUUUGUGCGAGACUUUUAAUGCGAAAACCUGUAUGGUAUAAACUUGAAAAAUUGCAAGAAAAAUACAAUGAAAUUGAAGAAUUCACUGAAGCCACUAAGGAAUUGAUUUCAGCUCAGUUUAUCGAUGAUGAAUCUCAAUUACGUGAUCUAGACGAAGCUUUAGAAUUGGCAGACAUUCAGGUGCUCAAAAAUGUUGCGAAGAAAUUCCAAAUAGAUCCAAAUAAGAAUCGUCAAGAGCUGAAGCGAUCAAUAAAAAAUUUUGCAAGCUCUCAAAAAUCGAUUUUCGGUGGGAUCGGCGCAAUUGGAAACUCGAUUUUAAAAAGUCUUCGAAAAGAAUUGGGAAUGUGCAUGAGAAUGAAAGAAAGUGUUAUCAGAUUAUUCAAGGCGAUUAUGACCAUCUACUGUCCAAUUUCUACAAAUUCUGCGCUCUGCAUUGACAAUUUUCGAAUAAAUGUGUAUCAGGAUAUGGUAUUUCUGAUGCUUCAAAUCGCAAAUGGUUCUAUAAGAUUCCCUGCCCCGAAUCCGUGCACAAAUAUCGCAAGCUUUUACCGAAAUCGCGACGAACUUUUUGAGUAUAUUGAAGCAAAAGAUACCGAAAAACAUAUAAUGGAGUUUAUUGCAUCCGGGCCUUCCGGUCUUCAAGAAGCUUUCAACUUGGGUAUGAAAGCUCGAGAGAAAAUCGAGAAAAUGGACAAAACUGAAAAACGAAUGAUUCUCAAUCUUCCCGUAUACGAGAGAAAGCUAACAAGUCUUUGGGUCUUAACGCGAUGUUGUGGACAUACGGUAUCGAUAUUAGAAAAGCAGAAAAAUUACGAUCUUGCCGUGGAAUGGCUCACUUUCAUAUUACUAAAUGAUGGCCUCAAAGAAAUUUGCAUUGAAAGUCGAGGAGUUUGGUGGGAUCGACUAGCAUUGGAUCUAGAUGCACAUUUGAAAGAUAAGGAUGAAGCUCUAAAAAUGAUUCAGCUUGCUCUAGCUGAUGAGCAAGUGAUGGAAAAAGAAAAAUUGAUGAUACAGGAUCGAGCUAUUAGGAUUGCAAAAGAGAAUUUCGAGCAGGUUUUGAUUAUCGAAGAGCCAAUAAAAAAAAUGAUUUCUUCUCGAACGUUGUCCAAGGAUCUAGGAGAUGGUCGGUUGAAUCGAUUUUUGAUGCGAAACGAACAGGGAGAAGACGUUGAAUGUUCCGUUGAAGAAGUUGUGAGACUUCGAUAUCUCAGCGAUGAAGGAUUUAGCCAUGGAUUUCAUGACGAAGGGGCGAGUUGGCAUACAAUUUUUGGAGUACUCUUCAAUGAUGUUAUAUUCGAUACAAAAAGCUACAAGGACACUUGGCUCAGCGAACUUCAGGAUUGUCCCAUCGAUUUAAGCAAUACACUAUAUUCACGACGAGCAGAAGCGUUUGAUAAAAGAAUCGAAUGGUUUCGAAAUUCCGAAAAUGACGAGAUUGAAGCGGAAAUUCGAAGAAUUUGGAAUGAGAAGAGUCACGAGACGAAUCGGGAAUGCGCUUGGAAAUUGUUCCCUGAUGGUGUCGAAUCUUUCAUUCAAUUCUAUAAUUGUGUUUCACGGGAAAGCCUUCUCGCAAUUCUUCAACGAUUAGCCAAAAACUAUCGAAAUUGUCGAUCAGGAUUUCCGGAUUUGACACUGUGGAACCCAACAACCCGUCAAGUCGCUGUCGUCGAGGUUAAAGGUCCCGGCGAUCGAUUGUCGACGAAGCAACGCCUAUGGCUUUCGCAUUUCCGAAAUAACGGCGUCCGCGCCGAAGUAUGUCAUGUAACUGCGGAUAAUGAAAAACGACUGUGA